AUGUGCUACUACGGAGGAUAUUAUGGAGGCCUAGGCUGUGGCUAUGGCUGUGGCUAUGGCUGGGGCUAUGGCUGUGGCUAUGGAGGCUAUGGUUAUGGCUGCUGCCGCCCAUUAUGCUGUAGAAGGUACUGGUCCUGUGGCUUCUACUGA
Mus pahari (shrew mouse) is the source of this 150-nucleotide messenger RNA. Its product is annotated as keratin-associated protein 20-2-like. Bases 1 to 150 code for a protein of 49 amino acids. The transcript has a single exon. NCBI's taxonomy places the organism in Eukaryota, Metazoa, Chordata, Mammalia, Rodentia, Muridae. The record is from RefSeq and is a predicted model, not a curated record.